AUGGUGGCUGUUGCUGCAGCCUCAUACGGCAAUAGACCUGACUACACCGGGCGAUACACAUUUGCAGCACCGUAUGACCAGUCCUUUCUGGACGGAUAUUCGAUUCUUAAGCACAUCGGCGGACUAGGACCAUAUAGCAACCGCAUGUCCUUCGGCAUCGGACGAGAUCCUCCCGAGUCUUGCGCCGUUGACCAGGUCAUUAUGAUCAGACGUCAUGGCGAGCGGUACCCACAAGCCAACGAUGCCACGGGGAUCGAGGAUGUCCUGGAAAAGCUUUACAGCUCCAAUGUGACAGGCUGGAAGGGCGAUCUGACAUUCCUGAACUGGUGGAAGUACUACGUGACCGACCCGAGUUACUACGAGCUCGAGACUGAGACAGGACCGUACAACGGGCUACUGACGACGUACAAGCACGGCGCGGAGUACCGUGUGCGGUACGGACAUUUGUGGGAUCAGACAUCUGGAAAGACUGUGCCCAUGUGGACGAGUGAAUUUGAGCGCGUUGUGCAGACCGCUCGCAAGUUUGGUAUGUAG
Molecule: messenger RNA, 534 nt
Organism: Penicillium lagena
Lineage: Eukaryota; Fungi; Ascomycota; Eurotiomycetes; Eurotiales; Aspergillaceae
Product: 3-phytase B
Exons: 1
Coding region: 1-534 (177 amino acids)
Cellular component (GO): fungal-type cell wall
Molecular function (GO): acid phosphatase activity
Source: RefSeq, a predicted model, not a curated record